Molecule: messenger RNA, 1335 nt
Organism: Spizellomyces punctatus DAOM BR117
Lineage: Eukaryota; Fungi; Chytridiomycota; Chytridiomycetes; Spizellomycetales; Spizellomycetaceae
Exons: 2
Coding region: 4-1221 (405 amino acids)
Molecular function (GO): acyltransferase activity, transferring groups other than amino-acyl groups
Source: RefSeq, a predicted model, not a curated record
AAAAUGUCUGAGGACAUUUACACAUUCCGCCAUUUGCAAGACAAUGAGGUCGACGCUUUCCUCAAUCAUUUGGUGUCAGUCUUUUCGUCGCGGCCUGGUGGUGUACCGAAAGGCCUUUUCGCGGACCAUUUUUUGAACGAUCCCGACCGUGACCUUGAAGGCAUUCGCGUCGCGGUUCAUCCCGGAAAUGCGUUGAAGAAGGAUGAGAUUGUGGGAACAGUUCGUGUCUACCGUCGCACGCUAAACCUCGGUCCUUUUGGUAAACUCUCGUGCGGCGCGAUAGGCGACGUUGGAACGUCUCCAGCUCACGGUGGCAAGGGAAUCGCCUCACGACUCAUGCGAGAAGCAGAGGCGUAUAUGAUCGAUCGGGGCAUAUCCGUAGCUGUCCUCCACACUGGAUCUGCAGCAAAGCUGUAUGCCAAGCUUGGAUGGUGUACCUGCCCGAUGCGGAUGAGUACCUUGUCCUUUGAAAUAGGUGAACUGAAGAUCGGAGUAGAGAAAUGGAUGCGGUAUGCGCGACCCGUGAAUGUCGAGCGCCGAGCAGAUGUUAGUUUGAUGCGACUGCUACAUGAAAAAUUUGCCCCCGUUGGCAGCUUUGUUCGAUCUGAAGCGUACUGGAGGGAGUGGGUGAGCGCAGAUCCACAGGACACCCGGCGGAAACUUGUCAGACAUGUUUUGGAAGCAAGUGUAGACGGAAAGGUUGUACAGGCAUACAUGUUCCUGGACAUCUCAACACUUGCGGUGCAACAACUUCUGACGUCGGGGAAAGCGGAAACCCCCGUGGUUUCAACCGUACGGGAGUUCUUUGUGGGUCGUGUUGAAGGGGGUACUGUAUCGACUGUACCACGAGAGCAGUUUGUUGGAAUAUUUGGCGCGCUGCUCUUGGCUGGUGUCAAUACCAUAUUUGAUGAGAGCAUCAUUGUUGAUUCCAUGCAGCUAAAAGUCACCUUCCCGGCCAUUCUGAUGCCAGAAGCUGCCAUGGAUGCAAUCCGCGAUGCUGAUUUGUACGAUUGGUUGGCACCACAGAAACGAGUUUUUUACGAAGACCUGGGGUGGAUGUGGAAAGUAUUGAGGCCAUUCGAGUUGGUCUCCCAUGAGGAAACAUGCACCAUUACCUCCAACGAGGAAUUGGUUCAGAAACUGAAAAAUCCCAUCAGCAUCCUUUCAAUUAAUAGCGGUCCGAUUAACCCCUAUGGAUUCCUGAAAACUGACGACUUUUAGAAUUAGCCUAAAUGUCCACAUAACCACAUUUAGUUUAGCUUCAUGUACAUACGCUAGGUUGAAUUGAAUUAUAUUUCGUAAACGAUAAAAGUAUGUCUAUAUAUUUGCACUCGU